CGUGGUAUUUACGCUUGAAAUAGGUUUUCCGAUACACUUGUACUUGAGCCUUUGAGGCUGGGCGUAUCGUACGCACCACGAAUGAGUGUUUAACCCUAGUGUAUGGACAUUUAGCGCAUACACACAGUUAUAUAUGAAGGAAGGGCGUACUUUUAGAAACACUCAUCAGAUCAUCAUGCCCUUGGAAUUGUCACACAAGCAUAAUCAGAAUGAAUGUCUUGAGGGGUCGGAGCGGCGGGAGGAGCUCGUGCGGAUACAAAUCCAGGCGUUACGAAGCAUGGGCUACGAACAAAGUGCUGAGCUGCUGCAGAGGGAGUCCGGGUUCAAGCUUGAGUCCGAUGUCGUGCAGAGCUUUCGCGAGUGUUUGUUGAAGGGAGAGUGGACAUCUGUGCUGGCCUUCAUAGACGAUGCUCUACGAGACGAGCCGAAUAAGAAAAACGAAGUGGCGUUUUUGGUCUACGAACAGGAGUAUCUAGAGCACGUACAUAACGGAGAGACGGUUUCCGCAUUGGAGUGUUUGCAGACGCGGCUCACACCGCUGGUGAUGAAAGCAGAAGCAGUCUCAGGGACCACAGAACAGGUGAGGGUGCUAUCGUCAACGAGGUUACACUCUCUCAGCAGUGUGCUCAUGUGCGAUGGCCCAAGCGUGCUUGAAUCGAAGAUGCACUGGGGCUCGGGUAGUAACCAGCACAAGUCAAGAAUGGCCUUGCUGACUUCCAUCCAAGGCUACUUCCCGGCUUCGCUGAUGAUGGCCGAGAAUCGGCUGGAUGCGCUCAUCCACCAGGCAGAACAGUACCAACAGAGCGAGUGUAGGUACCACAACGGAUCAGACCCCACACAGCCGCCGUCCCUGCUGGUGGACCACAGGUGCUCGCCCAAGAGCCUGCCACGGGUUACAAAGCAUAUAUUCACGAACCACACAGACGAGGUGUGGUUUGUGAAGUUCUCGAACAGUGGGGAGUACUUGGCCGCCGCAUCGAAGGAUCAGACCGUGUGCAUAUGGGAGGUUGCGACGUACGCGCUCAAGCACACGCUCCGAGGACAUAGUAUGCCCAUCUCAUUUGUGAGCUGGAGCUGGGAUGAUAAGCUCUUGCUGACGUGCAGCAACGACAAGUCUGUCAGGAUGUGGGAUCUGGAGAAAGAAAAGGAAGGGGGAACGUUGCUAUUAGAUAUACAGGAACACACACAGAGCGUUACCAGCUGUGCAUGGAGUCCAAAGAAAGACUUCUUCAUAAGCGCUGGACUCGAUCAGCUGAUGUGUGUAUGGGAUAUGUCAGGUAAUAAGCUGCACAGCUGGGAGGGCGUAAGAAUCAAUGAUCUGUCGGUGACCCGUGAUGGCAAGUACUUAGUGGGCAUUUGCCAUGAGAAGAAGAUCCGUAUCUACGACAUGAAGACUUUUGCGGAGGAACAAAUCCAGGAGAACGAUUCUAUCACCUCCCUGAGUGUUUCGGCAGAUAGCAAAUUCCUUCUGGUUAAUCUAUCAUCUCAGGAGAUUCACCUCUGGAACCUAGACGAACGGCGCCUGAUUACCAAGUACUAUGGCCAGAAGCAGGGGAAAUUUGUUAUUCGCUCGUGUUUUGGCGGCCACAACGACGCGUUUGUCAUCAGCGGAAGUGAAGAUUAUAACAUAUACAUGUGGCAUCGGAAUUCCGCCGAGUUGCUGGAUGUGCUGGAAGGACAUUUGGGUACAGUCAACAGUGUCACGUGGUCACCGACGAAUCCGCGGCUCUUUGCGUCUUGCAGCGAUGACAAGACUGUACGCCUGUGGGGUGUCGAUGACAAUCCUUCCGGCACCUCGUGAUUGAUUACCGGGUGCUUUCUUCUGCUUCUGCGUACAAACGUGAUGCUACUUAAUUGCCGUUUGAGAAGUUCAUGCUGGGGUACACACUGCACAGCCUUGCGCCAGCAUCGAUCAUUAUCGCGUUCACAAGGUGGUAUUCUUGCAGUGUGGGGAGUGUACGAUAUACGACGCUCGGAAGGUACAUGUGUGAUGCGCGUCUCCCCUUUGCCUAUCAAGCACAUACCUACAUCGUAUAGAGUGCACUUUUAUACGCGCGUAGUCAUUAUAAUCUAUGGGGCUAUGGAGCUGGCGUAUGCAUUCUUCACCGACAUACCUCGGGCAAAUAUGUUUUCGCAUGGAGAGCCGAUCCAGCCAUGUACAUUGGCACACAGGCGAACGGUGCAUGAUGACAAUGUAGGAAUGGUAGGAGCCAAAGACUGUCUGUUGGGCUGUUGUGCCUGGAAGACAUGGCGAAUAUGUCGACAGUUUGGGCUAAACGGAGGCUUCAAUGGACAGACAAAGAAAUCAGAGACUUCAAUGGAUAGAAAUAUCUAAAAGUCAGAUUAAAAGGUCUCCAACUCCAGAGGCCGAUUGACUGGAUACCACAAGGCCACGAAUGUGCAAGGAAGCUCGUACACAACACGGAGCGGUGUCUCGUCGUAGGAACGUUCGUGACAUUGCGCAGUCAAGCCAUUAUCUAAAGGCAUUGCGCAGGCAGAGUGAGUAGGUAUUGUCAGCAAAUUUCUGUCAACAUCUGCUAAAACUACUACACUUGCAAACGAAACUGGAACGUAGACACGAACAGAUCGCGAAGGACCAUAGCAGCAGUAUACUAGACGGAACUGCAGGGUUGCAAGCCCCCUGUGCGUACAGCCAUGAAUAACCAUAUUAGCAUUUAAAAUAGUGCAGUUACAAAGCACUCUGGAUCUCGUAAUUUGCGGAUUGCUCUGUCAUUAAGCAUGUACCGCGCAAUAGUAGCGUUUUCGAACGUAGUGGUAGCAGGGUUGUCUUAGGAACCAGAGGAAGAUUGACACAGAGAACGAUUGCUUAAUUGGAACGGAGGCAGAAAAAAAUCAAUAAUAGUUCUUAUACACGCACGCAUUAUAUAUAUAUUAUAUAUAUGUAUAUAUAUAUAUAUAUAUAUAUAUACAUGUCUAUAUAUCAACGUAAGCUUAUACAAAUUAACUCGUACAUAGUACACGGCAAGGAACCAGCUUGUCAGUGUAUGUGCGGAUGGUGUCAAAACGAGUCGAUCCCUUAUUUCAGGCAGCCAGGAAAUUGUAUUCACCAAGGAUAGCAACCAUUUCCGCGAGCUUUCCUCACGGCGUGUAAAUAUCUUGAAAGUAAAGCAUUUCACGAGCAC
This is a messenger RNA of Sphaeroforma arctica JP610, 3143 nucleotides long. RefSeq lists its product as hypothetical. The record is from RefSeq and is a predicted model, not a curated record. Lineage: Eukaryota; Ichthyosporea; Ichthyophonida. Gene Ontology annotation, molecular function: protein binding. Bases 134 to 1801 code for a protein of 555 amino acids. The transcript is spliced from 8 exons.